This is a messenger RNA of Osmerus eperlanus (European smelt), 1975 nucleotides long. RefSeq names its product myeloid-associated differentiation marker homolog. The record is from RefSeq and is a predicted model, not a curated record. The coding region runs from base 381 to 1232 and encodes 283 amino acids. NCBI's taxonomy places the organism in Eukaryota, Metazoa, Chordata, Actinopteri, Osmeriformes, Osmeridae. The transcript has 2 exons. Gene Ontology annotation, cellular component: membrane.
GUGAAGUAGGACUAUCUAUCCGUCACAAAGCCACCAUGUCUUAUCCUCUUGUUCUUCAAGUUUCGAUGCCAGUUCUCCACAGCGCCCAAACGUCUGACCAGAGCGUCAGCUUUUGGGGAGGUUAUUGUGUCCGAGUUACAGCGUCUAGGACAGCACAACCCUAGACACACUCCGCACCUGCGCCAUUGAACUCUGUUGGGACUACAAGUCCCAGAGAAUACAAAUCCCAAAACUCCUAGCCCUUGACUGUGGUCAACCAUCAACCCUAGACACCCCUCUCACCAAGUCACCUGCGCCAUUGAACUCUGUUGGGACUACAAGUCCCAGAGACUACAAAUCCCACACUCCUAGCCCUUGACUGUGAAUAGAGCUCUCCCAUCAUGCCGCUGGUGCUGCUGCCCUCCUCCCAGCUGCUGCUGGUCCGCGUGGCCGCCCUGGUCUUCUCCUGCGUGUCCUUCAGUGUCUCUGCCCACGGAGCCAUGCUCCCCCACGGCGGCAUGGCCGACUGGUGCAUCUUCUGCUGGGCCUUUAGCUUCGCCGGCACCCUGCUGGUUCUCCUGGUGGAGCAGUUUGGCCUCCAGGCUCGCGCCCCAGUCUCCUGGACCAACUUCCCCAUCACCCUAGCCUGCUACGCGGCCUUGCUCUGCCUCUCCGCCUCCGUCAUCUACCCCCUCUACUUCCUCCAGGACGGGAGCUGGCGCGGGGAGCCGCGCGACUGCCGCAUCGCCGCCACCGUCUUCUCCUGCCUGGCGACCGUGGCCUACCUGGGCGAGGUGAGCCUGGCGCGGGCGCGGCCCGGCGAGGUGGCGGCCUACAUGGCCACGGCCCCGGGCCUCCUCAAGGUGUGCCAGACGUCCGUGGCGUGCCUGAUCUUCAUCCUGGUCAGCGAGCCCGUGGCUUACGACGGCCACGCCGCCCUCAAGUGGUGCAUGGCGGUCUACUGCAUCUGCUUCAUCCUGUCCGCCGCCGUGGUGGUGCUCUGCGUCGGCGAGUGCACCGGCUGCCUCCCGUUCCCCUUCGCCAAAUUCCUGUCCGCCUACGGCCUGCUGGCGGUGGUCAUGUACCUGACGGCCACCAUCAUCUGGCCCGUCUUUCAGUUCGACAAGCGUUACCGUGGCGGCGGCCGCCAGCAGCCUCGGCUGGUUGCCGUGGCGGUGCUCACCGCCCUCAACUUCCUGCUGUACCUGGCGGACCUGGCCUACUCUGCUAGGCUGGUGUUUGUCAGUGUGUGAUGGAGGGAGGAAGAACAAGGGAUGAUGAUGGGGAGGGCGGUUGGGGUAGGUAAACAUUUAACCCUCGUGCUGCCUUCGGGUCACAUGACCCAAAGGUUCAUAACAAACCAUUGUUGUGUUUACCCAAUUUUACCCAAUACAAAAACAAAUAAAAAUAAUUUUCUUUUAACCAUCGCAAUGUGGGGGGUCUGAGACAGCCCGACAGUUAAAAGAAAAUGCUUCACUUUGUUUUUGUAUGAGGUAAAUUUGUCGCAAUACGACGGUGGGUCACAAUGACUGAUGGGUCAGAAUGACCCGAAGAUAACACAAGGGUUAAGAGAGGACGGGUGUAUGAUGUACUAUGAUCGAGCAUGAGGAAGGAAUAGAACAGUGUUAUUACUUCUAAGUUUUGACAUCUCAGGAUGACCUGGAGGGGGAUGGGAGGUCAAAGACAGCUACUGACUGAAGGUCAGCAAGACCAAAGUUGAACCUUUCAAUCAUGUUACAUAAAUCUUGAACAUUAUGUUUUAGUCAUCUUUUGAAAAAUCUUAAGGAAUGUAUUAAGUUUACCUUCGGAUAGGCUGUGUGUGUUUGAGUGCAUUAAACUGUUUUUCUGUCCUUUGUAUUAAAUAGUGCAUGUUUCUCUCAAUGUCUUUCAUUUAUAUAUAGACAGACAUUCAUAUUGAUAUAAGUAUUUGUCUCACCAUGUGCAGUACUUUAGGAGGACACUAGGCCAGCAACAUGUGAAUAGUAUUUGGUUUUUG